CGCCUUCCGAAUCUGCCGCCACAAGGGUCACGAGGAGGAGCAGCGCGAGGAGGCCACGCCCUCGCGCCCUCCGCGCGCAGCAUCCCGUCAGGCACUGCGGCGGCGUCCGUAUCGGCGUGACCGGAAAAGCAGUGCGAGGAAGGGGCCCUCCAAACCCGCUUGGCGUUUUGUGUGUUUUUGUCUUGCGGGAGCGGCCUCAUUUGGUGGAGAUUUCUCCGGGAGCGAGAAGGGGUGGAGAUAAGGAAGUGGAACUGCGGGGAAGGAGAGGAACACAUCGGAUUCUGGUUGUACUUCAGGAAUGAGGUAUCUUGUCAAAAAAGUCUGCUUCUGAAUAAAAUGGAAUUCCAGUUCAACUUCUCCAUAAGCAACGAGGCUUCUUCAGAGGAAAACCUGUUAUCUGAAAAGACUGAAAACGCAGCAGACUGCCCCGCUCUGAGUGAAAACAAGGAGGAGGCUUUGCCGAAGACGCCUGCCGACCCUGCGUCUGCCAAGGAGCACGCUAUUCCUUCAGAUGUCAACCAAGUGUUAGAAGAUAAAAUUGUGGAGAGCUUGCCAACAGUGCAGAUUUUAGUGGUGGAAACAGCAGUCCCAGAUCCCAUUUCUUCCCAUUCUGACCUCAUCCCAGGUGUCUAUGAGGGAGGCCUGAAGAUCUGGGAGUGCACCUUUGAUCUCCUGAAUUAUUUGUCUGAAGCUGAAAUUCAGUUUGGGAACAAAUCUGUUCUGGAUCUUGGCUGUGGGGCUGGUCUUUUGGGCAUCGCUGCAUUAAAAAGAAAUGCCGGAGAAGUCCACUUUCAGGACUACAACAGCUCAGUGAUUGAAGAAAUAACUCUGCCUAAUAUUUUGGUUAACUGUGCUCAUGAGAGUGAUGCUCCUGAAGGAAAUGGUGAACUUCCUGUGAAACACUCUGGGGAAAAAGACUUUGACUUAGACUUACUCUCAAAGUGCAGAUUAUUUUCUGGGGAAUGGUCAGCGUUCAGCAAGCUUCUUUUAAAUAGCAAGAAGCCUUUCUCAAAAUAUGAUCUGAUCCUGACCUCAGAGACUGUUUACAACCCCGAUUACUAUGAGGCUUUGCAUGACACACUUGCAGAUUUAUUGGGCAUCAACGGCUGUGUUUAUUUGGCCGGCAAAGCACACUACUUUGGGUGCGGAGGUGGGACUCUCCUUUUUACAAAAUUCAUUGAAGAGAAAAAUGUUUUCAAGUCCCGAGUUCUUAAAGUUUUUGACAAAGGGUUAAAGCGUUUCAUUAUUGAACUGGUCUUCAAGAAUUCCUUGUGACCUGCUUUUUGGCUUUGUACAUUAAUAAAGACACUCCAUGUUUUCAUUUGGAAACCAAGGGUCCAUUUCUUCUUCGUUCCUAAUUGUACUUUUCAUUCCUGGUUCCUUUUUUGUACUGUCGUUCCUAUUACUCUUUCUUCUUUGGUAUUUUAAGAGCACUUAUCCAAAAACUCACGCAUUCUCAAAAAGCCUACAUUUGGAGGGAGUUCUGAAUAUAUGUUUUUGCACAAGUUUGAUUUAUUUGGUGGGGGUUAUGUCACAGCUCUGGACAUAUUACAGUCUUAAUGUAGACAACCUUUAGAGCUCAAUCCUACAAACAUUAUGUGCUUGUUUACUUCAAUUAUUACUUGUGUGUUUUGCGCACCUUUUGGGCUAUUUCUUCUGGCUAAUGAACAUCUCAUCUAGAAAUUCUAAAGCAGAAAUUAGACAGUUUUACUGUAGAGUUAGAGGAAGCAAGACAAGUGAGCAAUGAUAACAAUUGGCUGAAAAGCUUAAAGUUUUGUGUUUUGCACUCUUGUGUUACUUGGUUUUAACAGAAAUGUAGGAUUUUAUUGAUUGUUUUAUCAUGGUUUUAUCUAUUUUGUUCUUCUGAUUGAAUAAUUUUAGUGUUUGUAUUCUGUUUACAAGCCGCCUUGGUUAUGCAUUGCGGAGAAAUACAGGAUAGAAAUACCCUAAAUAAAUAAAUUUGUUUUUCUAUGUUGUAA
Messenger RNA from Anolis sagrei ordinatus, 1979 nucleotides. RefSeq names its product methyltransferase 18, RPL3 N3(tau)-histidine (gene METTL18). The record is from RefSeq and is a predicted model, not a curated record. Gene Ontology annotation, biological process: peptidyl-histidine methylation, to form tele-methylhistidine. Gene Ontology annotation, molecular function: protein-L-histidine N-tele-methyltransferase activity. Lineage: Eukaryota; Metazoa; Chordata; Lepidosauria; Squamata; Anolidae.